GCUAAAUAUCCACAAAGCCGUCGCCCACCCCGCUAUUACUCACUUGCUGAUUUCUGACGGGUUUAUCUUAUUUAAAUGCCCCUCGUCACUACGCAACUUUCUUACUCCUAACAAGAACAACGAUCACUGAUCAACAAACCUCAACUUCUCACAACUCCUUUCGCGACUACAAUCGUCGCUCCCAAAAAUCGCCUUCGAUCUCAUCUAUCACUCUAUUACGACAAAAAUCAAUCUAGUCAAACACCAUGCCUAAGAACAAGGGAAAGGGUGGUAAGAACCGUCGUCGUGGAAAGAACGAGAACGACAACGAGAAGCGCGAGUUGACCUUCAAGGAGGACGGACAAGAGUAUGCCCAAGUUGUGAAGAUGCUCGGCAACGGCCGUCUCGAGGCGCAGUGCUUCGACGGCGCUAAGCGCCUAGCCCACAUCCGCGGCAAGCUUCGCAAGAAGGUCUGGAUCAACAACGGAGACAUCAUCCUGCUCUCUCUCCGCGACUACCAAGACGAGAAGGGUGACGUUAUCCUGAAGUACUCGGCGGACGAGGCCCGCUCCCUCAAGGCCUACGGCGAACUCCCCGAGAGCGCCAAGAUCAACGAGACCGAUACCUACGGUCCCAACGACGAAGGCGAGUGCGGCUUCGAGUUCGACGAGGAUCGCGACUCCGAGACAGAUGGAGACGCUGCCGCCGGCGGUAAGGAAGUCGACAUCGACGACAUCUGAUCUUCUGUUGUUCUACCUUCACUCUCGAGGAGAAAUGGAAGCAUUCGCCCACCUGGUCUAUCGGUUUAUGUCGUAACGCUUUGCAACCUCGUCCACGAUAAACCUUCUCGGCCAUGGGAAAAACACUGUCUUCUCUCUCAAACCCGGAUGUCUUGCUCCUACUGUUAUUCUGGGUUCCACGACAGUCGGACGAUUGCAACUUCAGGCUAGUGGCAGGGUUUUACGGUGGGAGAGACGUCGUAGCCCCUUUGCCGCUUGGCAAUUCAUAAGACUGGUUUGCUUUUUUCACUUUCAGAUUUGCACAUUUCACACACUGGUUUUGGCAAGGCAUGGAGAGGAGAUCAUCGGCAUAAUGAUAAUGUAAUGACACCCAUCACGAGCACUCAUAGGUAGUCUGUUACUGCUGGUUCUCAAUACAAAACGCCUUUCCCCCAGUAU
Molecule: messenger RNA, 1157 nt
Organism: Annulohypoxylon truncatum
Lineage: Eukaryota; Fungi; Ascomycota; Sordariomycetes; Xylariales; Hypoxylaceae
Exons: 3
Coding region: 246-719 (157 amino acids)
Biological process (GO): translational initiation
Cellular component (GO): cytoplasm
Molecular function (GO): translation initiation factor activity; RNA binding
Source: RefSeq, a predicted model, not a curated record